Molecule: messenger RNA, 846 nt
Organism: Vigna angularis (adzuki bean)
Lineage: Eukaryota; Viridiplantae; Streptophyta; Magnoliopsida; Fabales; Fabaceae
Product: ethylene-responsive transcription factor ERN3
Exons: 1
Coding region: 20-709 (229 amino acids)
Biological process (GO): regulation of DNA-templated transcription
Molecular function (GO): DNA-binding transcription factor activity; DNA binding
Source: RefSeq, a predicted model, not a curated record
GCAAAGGACGAAAGAGAAGAUGAAGAACAAGAACAAGUUUGUUGGAGUGAGACAAAGGGCUUCAGGGAAAUGGGCUGCAGAGAUCAAAGACACGUCAAAGAAGAUCAGGAUGUGGCUUGGUACUUACCAAACUGCUGAGGAAGCUGCUCGAGCUUAUGAUGAAGCUGCAUGUCUCCUUAGAGGUUCAAACACUCGCACCAAUUUCUCUACUCAACCCUGUACCACCAUUGCUACAAAUUCUCCUAUUUCUCUAAAACUCAGAAAUCUUCUUCAUCGUAAAGCCAUGUCAAAUCAAACUCAAGUUCAAAACCAGCCCUCUGGUGUAAGUCCAUCUUUGCAAGGUGCAACUACUCCAAAUGGUAGUACCAUGAAUAACAUCAUGGUCAUGGAAGAAACCUCUGCUUUUGGUGGUGAAGGUGAUAAGUCUUUGUUUGUGGUUCAGAACCAGGUCUCUGAUAAUAUGUAUGGAUUGGAUAUGAAUAUGAUCAAUUGUGUGAUGGGUAUCACACCAGAUGCAUCUCAGCUUGAUUUCUCUUCUUGGCCUUUUGCCCAACAAAGGAUUAACGAAUUACCAUUACCAAAAGAUGGAUUCAGUGUAGAAAGGCAAUUAUCAGACUCGGUAUAUACAACGAAUGAGUGCCACCAUUUCGAGGAUACGUAUGAAUAUGACGUCAGUUAUCCUCUCUCGCACUUUUUCUGCUUCACUUGAUAUCUAUCUUUCAGUCUCUUCUCAACACAUUUGAUGAGGAGGAGAGUUCUGAAAUGGCAUUUAGUGGUUUGACUAGUAUAUAAUACUUAGUUUGUGUAAUAUCACCUUGUAUUCAUGUCAUUUUCUCUAGAGGAUGA